CUGACAGGAUGCGUUGGCUGGGCGGGUGGGCGUGGCGAGUGGGCGGCGCAGUGGGCGUCAUGUGGCUGGUGGGCGUGGCGCUGUUCGCUCCGCCCAGCCCCACGUCGAGCGCCAGCGACCCCCGCCUCGCGCAGCGGCUCCAGCGGGCGGUGCAGGAGCUGGACGUCCUCAAGAAGCAGAACGACGACAUACGGCAGGUGCUGCAGGACUUCACCAAGCAAGUGAGCUCGCUGAACGGGGCGGCGCCUCCGCACGGCAACACGGCCAUGGUGGCGGAGCUGCAGAAGAAGCUGGAACACGCUCAGCGUAUGUUACAACAGGCUGAUGCAACUGCUGACCACAAGACAGGCACCUCGGACUUCACGCCCUCGCUGGAGUUCGAGAAGACACGUCGCCUGGUGGAGCGCGGCGUGCAGGAGGGCUGGUGGUACGUCGCGGACCAGCUGCAGCAACUCCGCAAGAAGCUGGACGCCUUCUCGGACCACACGGCCCACAUCGACCGCGUCCUGGAGGAGGGCGUCGACCACGUGAGGGUCCUGCAGUAUGACCUCCUUCGCCUGAGCCAGCUGGACGGACUCGGGACGUGGCGUGAGCAGGAGGCGGCCGACCUGAGCGCCCUUAUGCAGCGCAGAUUGCACGCCCUGCAACACCCUAAAGAUUGCGCCAAGGCCAGGAAAUUGGUCUGCAACCUUAAUAAAGGUUGUGGCUACGGGUGCCAGAUCCACCACGUCGUCUACCUGCUUUCGUCUGCCUACGGGACCAAGAGGACGUUGAUUCUCAAGUCCGGCUGGCGGUACAACAAGGCCGGCUGGGAAGACGUGUUCCAGCCGCUUAGCGAAACCUGCACGGACCUCUCGGGGUACACGCACUCCCACUGGCCAGGGUCGAACGAGACGCAGGUGGUGGACCUCCCCACUGGAAAAAUCGACACGCGGGUCUGUAUUCCAGACAGAGCCGUCUGUACGGAGAGGAGGACCAUCGCCGGCGCAAGUCUCCGAGGGACGCAGUCUGCGACGCGUCUGACCGCGGGGCGAGCGACUGUGCGAGGUCGCACGGCGGGGCGAGGUGGAGAGAGCUGGGAUUGCUCGAGAGAGUCAGAGCCGUUGCCAUUCAAAGUGCACGUGCGGAGAACGGACAAGGUCGGCACGGAGGGCGCCUACCAUUCCAUAGACGACGAGUACAUGAAGCACGUCGGGGAGUACUACAAGGCGCUGAGUCUGCGUCAGCCCGACGUCGUCAAGAGGGUGUAUCUGGCCUCCGAUGAUCCCACGGUCAUCACCGAGGCCCAGAAGAAGUUCCCCGACUACACCUUCAUCGGGGACUCCAACAUCGCUCGAACUGCGGCGGUCGCGACUCGCUACACGGAUGCCUCGCUCAAGGGCAUCAUUGCAGACAUACACUUCUUAUCUCUCACAGAUUACCUGGUUUGCACGUUCUCGUCCCAGGUGUGUCGUAUAGCGUAUGAAAUUAUGCAGACUUUACAUCCAGAUGCAUCCAGCUAUUACCGAUCUCUGGAUGAUAUUUAUUACUAUGGUGGACAAAAUGCACACAAUCAGAAGGCGAGGUUCCCACACACUCCACGCAAAUCAGACGAGAUGAUUUUGAAAGCCAAUGAUGUUGUGGGAAUCGCUGGUAACCACUGGAAUGGUUACUCAAAGGGCGUGAACAGGAGAACACGGCAAAACGCCCUUUAUCCAUCGUAUAAAAUGGAGGAAAUCGUUGACAUAGCAGAUUUCCCGUCAUAUGCCGAGGUUGAUAAAAGAAGUGGGACAUGAAUGAUAGCAAAUAUUUAGUAACUUUUUUUUUUUUUUUUUUUAGAUAGAUUUUAGCUGGCAAAUUAUCUUGAGAUUUAUAUUAUUUUGUGAUAUACUUUAAAAAUACAUUCUGUUGUGGUGAGAUUUUUUCUUUUUAAUGAAUGAAAUCAGGGAUAUGUUUUAGCUUUUUCUUUCCAUUACAUUCAGUCCGAGGAGUGGCUAUGAACUAAGAUUCACAUGAGGCAAGGAAAGGGACUUGUUAGUUUCUCUCACUGAAUCCCAGUCGGAGGCAUUAGAAAGGCACUCUAGUUUGAUGGUUCGUUCACAUGAUAAAUCAUCACAUAAUGAAUGUUUGUUGCAAGUCCAAUAUUUCCUGUACAUUCUCCUUCUCCACAUGUGAAAUGCAUUAUCAUUUGCAUGUGAUUCUUGUUUUAUUUAUUGAAGUGAAUAAAGGGCAGAGUUGUGUGGGAAAUUUUUAAAAUGGGGAUAACUGUGUAAAAAAGCACCACCAUUAUCUUAUAUUUGUUACAUGUAAACUAGCAGUGCUCAGGGUAGGUGGCAAUUUUAGAAAUGGUUUCACAGACAGUCUGAUAUUUGAACAGCAAUGUUUAUAAUUUUUUUUUUUUCAAGUGUGUACCGAAACUUGUUGUAAAAUUGUAUCCAUGCAGUAAAUGUCACAGAAGAGAUCCAUGCCAUGUCUUAAUAUGUUUGUGGUUUCAUAAGAAGUUCUUUAUUACAGAUUUUGAUGUGUCAAUUAAUAGGUUUCAUGUGCUCACAGUAAAUGCUCCCAUAUAAUACGUGUUGUGAAAGACUUUGAAGAACGAUUAUUCAUCAGAGUAAACAUUUCAUCCUAGCAAGAUUCAGCUGUUUUUUUUUCCCAUUCAUUCUUUUUCGUUUCAGUUCAAAUAGUUGUUGGUGCAUUGUUGGCCCCCCUCAAAAAACACGUCUCUGGAAAUGUAGAGUGCUAUUUGAGUAUUCACUGCACAUGGUUAAGGUGCCUGUCAAAGUGCUAUGUCCAUUACUAUUAAACCUUCUCUCUUUUUAAAGAAAUUAUCAUUACGAGUGUUUAGAAAUAGGUACUCUUGUUGGCCUUUUGGGAAAUCUACCCUUUCAGUUUUACUGCCAAUAAUCCAAGUUGUUUUGCAAAUUAGAAAAUUUUAAUAAUCAACCAAUCCCAGCCAUUCCAUUUUCCUUUCACACAUCCUUUAUCGUGCCAGAUGCUGGCAGGCUAAGAUGUUGUCAUUCUUGUGUUGCUUAACUACUGAAGUUUAGUCUAUCUUGAGGAGCUUUUACUGUUUUCAUUUGGACCAUUAUUAAUCAAUGCUAUUUUGAAUAAUGAGAAAAUACAUCUGCAGAACCCUUCACUUCCAUGCUCACCAACCCGUGUUGCCAAUGUGUGAACCAACUGCCCUGAUUUGUAUAUUCAAAACAUGCCUCAUCCUUCUAUGUAUGUUUUGGAUACAAGAAUUGAAACUGGCAGUUCACACUUUAGCCAUACUGAGUGGUGAUAUUGGAAUUGAACUGGACUGCACAUCGGUCAAUUGUUAUUUUACUGGGAAGGAUAAGUGGAGUGAUGAAACUUACUUUGUAUUAAAGUACUAAAAUACCAGAAAUGUUACUGUAGUGGUAUUUAUCAUUCUAGUUUUAUAUGGAAUGUAUUUAAAUUGUCAUCAAUAUCUGAUGGUAGAAUCCACAUUUGAUACCAAACAAAGGAGUAUUUUGCAUAAAUGUAUGAAUUAGAUACCACUGACAUGUAUAAUUUUAUAUUGUCUUAUUCUUGUGAUGUCCCUAUUUUGAGGAUAAUUUUCUUUAGAAAAACUGUGUCCCAGAAUAUGUAUACAUUGUGUUAUUGAACAAUGCAUUGAUAAUGAAAUCAUAAACAUUGCUAUUAAUUUUACAUGUAUUUGAUGUAUGAUUUACUUCAUACGGGAGAAGAAACCUAAUGAUCAUUGGAAAUUGAUGUUGUUUCAGUGGAUUGUCACUUGGAGACUAGGAGGAAGGGGUCAUAUUGUAUGACUUGUUCAUUUGAACUUAAUGCUAACCUUUCUGACCCUGUGUAUUAAUUGAAGGGAAAUUGACAAUUAGUAUCCUUUGACAAAUAAUAUUGAAGGCAAUUUAAUAUUGCCUUGUAGGAAAUCCAUUCAUUUUUUUUACAUAUUGGUGAUAUAUAUCGUGUGUAUGUUAUGAAAUCUUUCAUCAUAAUUUUUUUGCACAUAAAUUUGAAUUUUAAUAUGGCAUCACAUAUCAGCCUUAGCUACUUUUAAUAUGAUCCCAGAGAAGUGCCUAUGUGUUACAGAUUGUUAAGAAUUAAUGGGCAACAUUCAAAGCCUAGGGACACGUGAAAUUUGUAACAUAAAUUUGUAGUUAAUUAUUAUCAUACCUCGUUGGUGGUUCUGAUUUUUUUUUUCUUUUUCACAUUUCUUCUAUAUGAAAUCAGUUCUUAGCUACAUGCUAUAUGCACCCUAUUUUAUGCUUUUGGAAUACUAAUGUAAAUUCUAUAACGCUAGUAGAAAUUAUAGUUCUUAAUAAAUUGUCAGUAUUACAUAAUUUUGUGGUAGCCUAAGCAGCAUCUCAUGGUCACUGGCCUUUGUGGGUUCUCACAUAUAAUUCUUAUGUCUCAUUUCUAUUUUAUUAAGUUUGUAUGUCAGUGAAUUUUGACAAUCACCUGCUUAUAUCCUGUAAUUUUUUUUUGACAAACAUGUUGAAUGUUGAAUUUAGAAAUAUAUUAAGUUACCAAAAGCAACUUAUAUAAUUAGCAAAUAAUGUUGCUCAAAAGAAGUCUUCUGUUCCAUUAUGUUGAAUGUUUAAGAGGUAUUUAACUGUUCUGUACGGCAAGACCAAAAUGAAAAAGAAAAGUUUACAUUAUUUAUAGGGAACAUUGAAAAAUAAGAUAAUUUAUGCAAACCAUUUUACUACAAAACAGAUUGAAUUAACAGGAGACAGUAUAGCAUUUUAUGAAUACUCAAUAUUUAUUGAAUCAUUACUAAAGUACAAAUCUAAAAAAAUAUUAAUAAACAGUUUUUAUUUAAUAGGGGAAUAAAUAUCACCAUAAAUUAAAUUUUAAAAAAUGAACUUCAUGUAAUACAGUGCCAUGUUACAUUUUCCAUAAGCAUAACUUAUAAUUUACCAAGUUAUCAUGAAAUGUUAUCAAUUACGGAGCAUUAUAGGCACUGAUAUUCUAAGUCUAAGGAUCUUACCAACAAAAGAUGUAGUUCUCAAGGAGUGGACUUUUUCUUCCCAACCUCCAUCAGUCAAUCCACCAGACAAGUAACAUUUCACUAACAUUUCAAUUAAUUUACACUGGUAUUUUUCACCAAACGAAGUUAACUGAGUUGGAAAUCAAUAGUGAUGUUUAUGAUAUCUUUAGAUACAGUUUACGAGUCACAACUUUUCAGAGAAAUAUACAUUUUUAGGACGCAGUUUCCUGAAAGAAAUAACCCAUGAAAUAGGGAUAGCAAGAACAUCUAUGACAACUAAGAAAGUAAUGUAUAUAGCAUAGUUGUAUAUAUGUACAUAAUAUUCACUAGUAUCAAUUGUAUUAGUGUCAACAUUAAUUCACUCCACAAUUAUCUUACUGUUGAUUAAAGAAAAGUUUUAUUUUAAGAGCACUUGAAUUAAAGCAAAUUUUGAAAUACACCUGGAAAGUAAAAUUUUCCAUUAAUGGCUUGGUGUUUCUUUCUCUCUUUGUUUCCAUCCUUGUCUUUUGUGCAUAAUAUACAAUUUUCAUAUAUAAAAGAAGAAAAAAAAUUGGUGCUGAAAGAAUAUGUAUAUUAAGUUCUGUAUAUGUUACCCUUCCCAAAUGAAGAAACUGAUUGUUUAAAUGUAAUAAUGAUAAUGAAGUGAUUGUGAGAUCUACUUUGUAUGACGUCUAAUGAACAGUUGUAACCUGUUUCUUGUAUUUCCUAAUAGUGUUCAUCUUCAACAAACUUCAUUGUACAUUCCUGUUUUAUAGAAAAAAAGAGAUUGUAUGAAAUUCUAAAAAAAAAUAAAGAAUAAAAGUUA
Molecule: messenger RNA, 5756 nt
Organism: Penaeus vannamei (Pacific white shrimp)
Lineage: Eukaryota; Metazoa; Arthropoda; Malacostraca; Decapoda; Penaeidae
Source: RefSeq, a predicted model, not a curated record